Zygosaccharomyces rouxii is the source of this 735-nucleotide messenger RNA. It is a transcript of the gene YIP1, whose product is annotated as transporter YIP1. Lineage: Eukaryota; Fungi; Ascomycota; Saccharomycetes; Saccharomycetales; Saccharomycetaceae. The record is from RefSeq and is a predicted model, not a curated record. Gene Ontology annotation, cellular component: membrane; trans-Golgi network. Bases 1 to 735 code for a protein of 244 amino acids. The transcript has a single exon. Gene Ontology annotation, biological process: vesicle fusion with Golgi apparatus; endoplasmic reticulum to Golgi vesicle-mediated transport.
AUGUCGUAUUAUCAAAACCCUAAGGGUAGUUCAGGCUUCUACCAGCCAUCAAGCCAAUUCGCGUUCCCACAAGGGUCCAUGUCAUUUCAAGGUGCGUCUUCCACAAGUGCGAAUGGUGCUGAUUCAUUAGGUAUCAGUCCUGAUCCAUUACCAUCUGGCUUAUUCAAUGCAUUAUCAACAAAGGGAUAUCCUCAUGAACCCCCUCUUUUAGAAGAAAUUGGUAUUAAUUUUGCUCAUGUUAUUACGAAGACAAGAAUCGUUUGUAAUCCUGUUAGCUCCAGAAACAUUUUAUCCGAUGAAAUUUUAGGUGAUUCAGAUUUGGCAGGUCCACUAAUUUUCUUCUUACUAUUUGGAUUGUUUUUACUGUUGGCUGGUAAAGUUCAUUUUGGUUACAUAUACGGUGUAGCUCUAUUCGGUACGGUCUCACUACACAAUUUAUCCAAAUUCAUGGGCAAUAACGAAUCUGGUUCACCUGCUAAAUUACAAUUUUUCAACACUGCAUCUGUUCUUGGUUAUUGUUUCUUACCAUUGUGCUUUUUAUCGCUAAUUGGUGUCUUUUUAAGUUUGGAUAAUACUUUGGGUUAUGCUCUAGGUGCCAUAUUCGUGGCUUGGAGUACUUGGUCAUCAUCAGCAUUUUUCAAUUCUCUUUUACAACUCCAUGAUGCUAGAGCUUUAAUUGCUUACCCACUACUCAUUUUUUACACAGUCUUUGCCCUAAUGGCUAUCUUUGUAUAA